Molecule: messenger RNA, 903 nt
Organism: Dreissena polymorpha
Lineage: Eukaryota; Metazoa; Mollusca; Bivalvia; Myida; Dreissenidae
Product: putative nuclease HARBI1
Exons: 1
Coding region: 1-903 (300 amino acids)
Source: RefSeq, a predicted model, not a curated record
AUGAAGUUCGACUUUCGAAUUUCGGCCAAUACACUGUCCCUUGUAGUGAAGGAUGUUUGCCAAGCCAUCGUCGACGAAUACAAAGAUGAGGUUAUUAAGUGUCCUACAACGCCUGAAGAAUGGCUAACAGUGGCGACCAACUUUGAGCGCCGCUGGAACGUCCCUCACGCGUGUGGUGCUCUAGAUGGAAAGCAUGUUGUAAUUAGAAAGCCCCCUAGUAGUGGCAGCCUUUUCCACAACUACAAGAGAUUUUUCUCCAUUUUGUUGAUGGGAUUAGUUGAUGCCGAUUAUAAAUUUAUUUGGAUAGAUGUGGGGGGAGAUGGAUACAUGUCGGACGCCAUGAUCUACAACAACUCGGAUUUAAAGGAGUGCCUUUCUAAUGGAUCUAUAGGUUUACCACCACCAUCACCUCUUCCAAAUGAAGACCUAGACACGCCAUACUUACUUCUUGGCGAUGAUGCGUUCUGUCUCCGAACUUACAUGAUGAAACCUUUUUCGGCUCAAAACUUUACAAAGGAGCAGCGCAUCUACAAGUAUCGCAUUUUCCGUGGCAGAAGAAUACUUGAAAAUGCGUUCGGUAUUCUUGCCCAGCGCUGGCAAGUUCUUUUAAGGACGAUUCAGCAAAUACCCGAAACAGCACGUCUUAUUGUUGAGGCUUGUGUCUGCCUUCAUAACCUAAUGAGGAUGCAAUUUCCAACAUGGCAAAAUGCAGUUGUUGACCACGAGGACGUCAACCAUGACAUAGUUCUAGGAGCAUGGCGGAUCAACGCUAACAUGGUGGACGUGGAUCAUGCACUUGGCCCAAACAGGGACAGCACUGCAGCAAAGAAGCAACGUGAGUAUUUAAAGUUGUAUUUCAAUUCAGAAGCAGGAUCAGUGCCCUGGCAGGACAAUAUGAUAUAG